Fonticula alba is the source of this 903-nucleotide messenger RNA. RefSeq lists its product as hypothetical. Lineage: Eukaryota; Rotosphaerida; Fonticulaceae. Bases 84 to 779 code for a protein of 231 amino acids. The record is from RefSeq and is a predicted model, not a curated record. The transcript is spliced from 3 exons.
UCUCUCUCUCUCUCUCUCCCCCCUAUCCCCCUCCUCCUUUCUACACUCUUCUUGCUCUUCAUCCGUUCCUCCCCCCUCUUCAGAUGAGUACUCGUAAGGGCGGUGUCACCAAGGGUGCGCCUAAGCACCAGAAUAAGACGGCCUACAAGCACAACCGCGCCAGUAAGAAGACUCUGCACAUCCUUUCGCUGCCCAUCAACGGUCUGUGCAAGUCCUGCCGCGACGUGCUCGAAUGGCGCAAGAAGUUCCGCAAGUACAAGCCCCUCACGACUCCCAAGAAGUGUGUCUCGUGCGAGCAGCGCGCCAUUCGCGAGGCCUACCAUGUCAUUUGCGAUGAUUGCUGCCGCCGGGACAACGUCUGCUCCAAGUGCCUGAAGCCCCGGGCCUUGGUUGAGGAUGGUGGCCUUACCCACGCCGAGCGCCAGCGCCUCGAGGAGGAGGAGCGCCAUCACAUCCAGUCCCUCCGUGAGCGCGAACGCCGCUCCUACCUGCGCAACAAGGAGCGCGGCGACAAGAAUGAUGACAAUGACAGCGACAGCGACAGCGACGCCGAGUCCGAUCAUGAGGUUGCCCCUGGCCAGCGUCACGCCGCUGCCAGCAGCGACGACGAGGAUGACGAUGAGGAUGACUAUUCCACCGAGCCUGGCACCGACGACGAGGAUGACGACGAGCACCACGACGACUCCGACGACGAGUCCGACGAGGGUGGCGAGGGUGACGAGGAGGAGGAGAUCCCCCUUCCCCUGACGAACAUUGCCAACAUCAGCCUGUCGAAUUAGCCACUGUUCAUCCCUCCUCCCUCUCCACAUCCCCUCCAGUGUCCCCGUCGACGCACCACACUCGGCCUCCGGUCGCCGCCCCUCCACUCUCUUUCUUGUCCCCCUAUCUCUCUCUCUCUCUCUC